Messenger RNA from Lotus japonicus, 1479 nucleotides. RefSeq lists its product as uncharacterized. The record is from RefSeq and is a predicted model, not a curated record. Bases 95 to 1159 code for a protein of 354 amino acids. NCBI's taxonomy places the organism in Eukaryota, Viridiplantae, Streptophyta, Magnoliopsida, Fabales, Fabaceae. The transcript is spliced from 2 exons.
AAACAGUAAGGGUGACCUGGCCACAUCAUGGGAUGCGUCGCAUAGUUUGACCACCAAUCGCCACACUGAGAUAGUAGCAUCGUUUGAGCGCAGUAUGAAUAAAAUUGAUCACCUUUUCAAGACCCCUUUCUACACAAAUAUUAGGGGAUUUGUGUCAAUCAAAUGCCUGAAACUCAUUGAUGCUGAACUGACAAGAAUGCGAGCCUGCGGCGGCAGAUGCGAUUGCUUAUUGAGAGAGACUCAUGGACUACCUUGCGGUUGUCAACUUGCAGAUUAUGAGAGGAUUCCGUACGAGGCCAUUCAUCCAUUCUGGAAGAGCCUAAGUUGGGAGCAUGUACCUGUUGCAGAUACUGGCAGCUCAGAUAUUUGCGGACUAAACCAUGGAGAGAUGCACCCAGAAGUUGAGGCACUGACACGUUAUUUCCAUUCUUUGGAUACUGGAGGGCAGAGUAUGGUAAGGAGGAAGCUUCAAGCGAUAUAUUGUCCUGAAAGGAGUACACUAUGUACUCCUGAGCUUCGGAUAAAGUCCAACCGCACUCCUAGGUUGAAAGAGAGCAAACAACCCAAGGGUCGAGCAAUAGGAUCCUUGACUCGUGAUCCUUCAGCGUUUGAACUUACAGACAAGAAGAUUAAAGAGGAAAAGAAGUCUUCACAACCAGCAAAGAGGAAGAAGCGUGUGAAGAAGUCUGAUACAAGCCAUUUCAUUUGUAACUUUCCAGCCUUUCUCCAUCCAUAUAUUGGCACAAUUACAGAUGUUGAGGAUGAUGGUAACUGUGGCUAUAGAUCCAUUGCUGCAUUAAUGGGGCAUUCCGCCGGUCAGGACGGUUGGCCUUGGGUUAGGGCUACAUUGAUACAAGAACUUGAGACCAAUGUGGUAAUGUAUAAUAGGAUGUGGGGCACAGAUGUUGUUUAUGGCUUACAUAAUCGUCUCACUCUUCCUAUUGGUGACCCGGCCACCCCUGACAAAUGGUUUCAACUGCCAGAGAUGGGAUACCUUGUUGCCACAAAGUACCAAUUGGUUCUCGUAUCCUUAUCAUCUAUGGGUUGUAACACAUACUUUCCACUGAUAGGAGCCGGCCCACGAGAUGAGCAUUCUGUUAUAGCUAUUGGACAUGUGAUAAAUCACUGGGUACAAGUAUAUUUUGACCAAAUACACUAAUAUUUUAGUUGCCUACUAGCUUGUCGAUUAAUUUUUGUAUGUGGAAGUUAUCUAAUUUUAUGGUUAUUCUCUAAAAUGCAGCUCCAAUUAACUCCUGGACAUCCUAUGCCGACUAUUGCUCCCCAGUGGGAAUGGCACAGUGAUCUUGCCUCCAAAUACUGGCGCAACCUAUAUGGUCCACGUUUAGGCAUGUAUGAUGCACAAUUCCAAGCUUGGCUUGGUGCUUUUAGUGGUCAUGCGGACUAUGUGGACAUCACCACAGAUUGAAUGUUCUUGUAUUGUAUAAUAUUAAUUUGUAAACUCUCUGUAAUUUGGUAGAA